Closterium sp. Yama58-4 is the source of this 1641-nucleotide messenger RNA. The record is from the annotation of a GenBank genome assembly. Lineage: Eukaryota; Viridiplantae; Streptophyta; Zygnematophyceae; Desmidiales; Closteriaceae.
AUGCGAUCUUAUAUCCGAGGUGCCCCGCCAAGCCUCUCCCCACCCUUGAAAAUCAGAACCGCUCUUCUCUCCCUCUCCCGCUCUCGUGGGCGAGUCAACCCCACCGUCGCGUCGGCGACGGGUAACGGCGCGCCAGCGUCGCGCGCGGCGAAGCUGGUGGACGGGAAGGUGCAGGAGGGGCCAGACCUGAGCGUGGAGGUGAACGGACUGCGCCUGCCCAACCCCUUCGUCAUCGCGUCGGGGCCGCCCGGCACCAACUACGUCGUCAUGAAAAAAGCCUUCGACGAGGGGUGGGGCGGCGUCAUCUGCAAGACGCUCUCCCUGGACUCCUCCAAGGUGGUCAACGUCACUCCGCGCUACGCGAAGCUGCGCGCGCCGCACUCGCGCGACGUGAUAGGGUGGCAGAACAUCGAGCUGAUCAGCGACCGGCCGUUCCACGUCAUGCUGGCGGAGCUGAAGCAGCUCAAGGCGGAGUACCCCGAGCGCGUUCUGAUUGCGUCGAUCAUGGAGGAGUUCAACAGGGACGCGUGGGAGGAGAUCAUUGGGCGCUGCGAGGAGGUCGGCGUGGACGCGUUUGAGAUCAACUUCUCGUGCCCGCACGGCAUGCCGGAGCGGCGCAUGGGCAUGGCGAUGGGGCAGGACUGCGAGUUGCUGCACGAGAUGUGCGGGUGGAUCAACGCCGCUGCUCACAUCCCCGUGUGGGCCAAGAUGACCCCCAACAUCACUGAUAUCACCCAGCCAGCGCGAGUGGCACUGGAGGCGGGGUGUGAGGGAGUGAGCGCCAUCAACACCAUCACGAGCGUGAUGGAGGUCAACCUCAAGACGCUGCGACCAGAACCAUGCGUUGAGGGCUACACAACGCCAGGUGGGUACUCGAGCAAGGCAGUGCGCCCCAUAGCCCUGGCGCACGUGAUGAAGAUCGCGAGGAUGCAGGCAGAGAGGUUUCCCGGGCAGGGCAAGUCGCUGUCUGGCAUUGGGGGCGUGGAGACGGGGGAGAAUGCUGCUGAGUUCAUCCUGCUGGGAGCUGAUACGGUGCAGGUGUGCACGGGGGUGAUGCUGCAUGGCUAUGGCCUUGUCAAGUCGCUAUGCGGUGGCCUGCAGGGAUUCAUGGAGCAGCAUGGCUUCACGUCCAUCAGUGACUUUAAAGGGCACUCACUGCAGUACUUCACAACGCACACGGACCUAGUGCGGCGGCAGAGGGAGGCGGUGGAGCAGCGCAAUGCAGCCAAGCGAGGCCUUGCCGGGUGGGCCGUGGAUCAGGCGAUUCUGUCGGAGGAGGACCGCGUUGUCGUCAUUCGCUUCGGCCACGACUGGGAUGACGUGUGCAUGCAGAUGGACGAGGUGUUAGCGGGAGUGGCGGAGACAAUAAAGAACUUUGCAGUGGUUUACCUGGUCGAUAUCUCAGAGGUCCCUGAUUUCAACACCAUGUACGAGCUCUACGAUCCCUGCACAGUCAUGUUCUUCUUCCGUAACAAGCACAUCAUGAUUGAUCUGGGCACGGGAAAUAAUAACAAGAUUAACUGGGCGCUUAAAGACAAGCAGGAGUUUGUUGAUAUUGUCGAGACAGUUUAUAGAGGGGCGAGGAAGGGGAGAGGUCUGGUGGUGUCGCCAAAGGACUAUUCCACCAAGUAUAGAUACUAG